AUGUCCAAUUCAAAAGAGGACGAGUUAUUGAUCACUGACGAUUUGCACACACUUCGACAAGGGGAGAUUUACACAGACCCGGAGACUGGCAAGAAAUACAAAGUGCACAAGACGAUUCUACCCGGUCGAGCAUCACAAGGCCCACAUGGAAUUGGGGAUCCGAAUGAUCGAAGUUUGAGAAAAAUUGAAGCCGAUGUGAUCAUACCGCGGAGGAUGAAUGAACAAGUUGAACGAGUGGAAUGCCACCCAUUAUAUCUACAACUGGUAAAUUGUUUGAGACAAAAGGGAUCCGCCGUUGGUUUGAGAGGUUGUCAGGAUGCACUUGAAGAGUUCAAUGUGUGCAAAUUGGAGAAAUUUCAAGAUCCUGCUUAUCGAGCACAAGUCACAAAUGACUAUUUGUCGGAGCGAUCCGAAGUAAGGCGUACAGGAAUGACCGAAAAACAGCGGAAACUGGAAGAAUACCGAGCUUGGAAAAGGAAACAAGAUGGGGAAACAUCU
This is a messenger RNA of Mesorhabditis belari, 498 nucleotides long. NCBI's taxonomy places the organism in Eukaryota, Metazoa, Nematoda, Chromadorea, Rhabditida, Rhabditidae. The record is from the annotation of a GenBank genome assembly.